Molecule: messenger RNA, 4011 nt
Organism: Lytechinus pictus (painted urchin)
Lineage: Eukaryota; Metazoa; Echinodermata; Echinoidea; Temnopleuroida; Toxopneustidae
Product: low-density lipoprotein receptor-related protein 12-like
Exons: 5
Coding region: 488-1306 (272 amino acids)
Molecular function (GO): protein binding
Source: RefSeq, a predicted model, not a curated record
GCAUAGUAACUGCUUCUGUAGACGCUGUUAAAGCAUCUGGAUCUCUCGCAUGAAUUAUGUGUUGAGUGGAUGGUUAAUGUUGAAAGACUCGGAACGGAAUUAAGCACUUCAUUAAUUCAUAAUUUGUUUGGUAUAGACAGUCAGGGCAUCUGCGUGUUUGAACACAGUCGGGAGGGAAAAUAGGUCUCCGAUGAGAUGCAUACUGGCUGAGUGGAGCAGACAACGUUAAUAAGGCAAGAAGCGGCAGAGAAAAGGCGUCGCUCUUCAACUAUAUAGCGCGCAUUUUUUUCAUUCGCAUAAUAUCCCACGGAGCGAAAGCAGCAUGCAUACCAAACAACACACGAUUUGACCAGGCUCUUCUCGACGCUUACUACCUUAAUCAUACAACAAAUCGAGGGAAAUACAGUCGUGAACAAUUUGGAUGUUUCAUCUUUGUACAUUGCCAUACUCAGCUGAAUUGUCGUUUUGUUGUUGAAAGAAGAGUAUAAUGGUAAAGAUGGAGAUAACUCGAAUUAUCGCGAGUCUGGUCAGGAGCAUGGAAUUUCUGUCUCUUCUCAUAUUAGGAUUAUCAGUAUCAGCAUACUCCGAUGAAGUUAUGGAAUAUCUAAUGCCGAGUGAGACAUGUGGCUAUACAGUAGAUCUAGGAGAUCAAUACAAAGUGACUUCAAGAGGUACCGGGCAAGGUGAAGCACCACCAGAUAUAACAUCCAGCGAUGAUGGCGCUGUCACCUACGUACCUUCGUAUGAUGAUAACGUCGACUGUCAAAUUCAUUUUAGAACCACAGGAAACAAGACAUUCUUCAUCAGAAUCACUCAUUUCAAUCUCGAGCUAUCAAAUCAAUGUGAGAAUGACGCUCUUGUAAUGUACGAUGGUGCCAGUUCUGACAACUCGGUGCUGGCUAAGAAGUGUGGAGAAACCUUAGCGCUACCAAACUACUUCUAUUCAAAAGGACCCGAUCUCACAGUCAAGUUUAAAACCAACAACCUAAAUAACAGCUUUACUGGUUUUGUGAUGCUCAUCACUCCAUAUUGGCUACCAGGUGAUGGAGAAAAUUGCUCCGCGGAUGAAAUGGCGUGUAAACUGUCCGGGAAAUGCUUUACUAAAGAUGCUUAUUGCAACAAGUUAAAUCAAUGUGAGGACUCAUCGGAUGAACCGGGACUGACUGUAUGCAGUAGCGCAUCUCGUUUGUGCGGAAGUAAAAUAAUAGGAUUCAUGCUAGCCUUAUUCAUCACAUACAUCUUCAGUGCUACUAGUCACGUGACCAACAGACCUCGUCGCCGUUCCACCAUGGAUCAUACAAUCUAGCUUUCUUCACACGUCACAAAUUAUGAACUACAUCAAGACCACCGUAAAAUCAUCUUUGUUGUUAAGGGCCCUAGGGUCUGUCAGAGGGGUACACCUGGUUGAAAAUAAUACGAUUUGAACAGAAAAAGAACAUCAGACCAACGAAACUAGGAAAGUUUCAUCAUAUCGGACAAGGAAUAACAAGUUGUGACAUUUUAAAGCUUUGCAUUAUAUCGGCGAAUCAAGUUCUAUGCAUGUCUUCGUGAAUAUUGAUUGAGCAAACUGGUGAUGUCAAAUCCGCACUCGUUCUUUUGUAUUUUACAUGAAAUUAUGUUAAUUCAAAUUUUGUCUUCGAAGAACUAAAAAUAAAAUUGGUUGACAACUGAUUUAAUGCAUUAGAUAUCCAUUGCUGAAACUUAUUUCAUUAUGAGGGAGACACAUCAAACACACAUGUAUGAAAAUAUAAAAUUAUUAUGAUUUCAUGUAGUAACAUAAGAAAAAGAAAAGUCGGGAUGUAACAUCAUCCACCUAUCUAAUGAAUAUUCGUGACGAUGUAAUUGUUUUUACAAAAAAUAGUGUUGAACUUUACAAUUUAAUAACUUAGUUAUUUGUUAUCAGAUUUUGAUGACAUUUUUUUGCUCUGCAUGACCUUUACUCUAUUCAUUCAGAUAUAAUUAUUUUCAACCCGUAGUAUCCCUUUAAAGAAUCCUAGAGUUUACCCAUAAUAAUUCAAGAGAAUAAAGAAGAACAUUUCCUUUUACGUUUCUUUGGAAAAUGUGAUUGAAGGAAAGUUCGUGACCGAGUUAAUGUCCAGUAUUUUUGUGUAAGAAUCAAAACAUAUACAGCACCUUUAUAAUACUUAUAAACUGUGAAUUAACUAGAGAUUUUACACAAAACAUAAUCAUGAAAGCUAAGCUAUCUAUAAAUAGUAUUGGUAGAGCGUACGCCUCAUGAACGGGAGGUUGUGGGUUCGAUCCUCAGCCGAGUCAUACCAAAGACUUAUAAAAAUGGGAUCUUCUGCCUUCUUGCUAGGCGCUCAGCAUUUAGAUCGGAGAAGGAUAAUAAUAACAUGGUAAUAACAUUAUGUUCCAAUAUUAUUUCUGCACAUUCACAACUACUAAGAUUAUAUCAAAAGGUUCCUCUUGAGAUUCCAAUUAACCUCGGUCAUGUAAACAACUUUAAAUGCUAAUAUUUCCUUCGUCUCUUAUCCUUUCAGAAAGGCAGUAGAAUUAUCUUAAAUACAUUUAUUCGGCAUCUGAAAAGAUGUCGAUUUUCAUGAUUCACUUGAAUUCAGUGACAUAAUAUAAAAUACAUUAUCCAACAGAAAUGAGUACACCCCUCUACGGAGCCUUUAAAGUGCCAUCGACUUGACGAGAUACUUUAUCUUGCCAUGUCGACAUAAUAACCUUGUUAUGUCGACAUGGCAAGAUACGUCAUUUCGUCAAGUCGACUUAUAAAAGGUUAUAUGUCGACAUGGCGAUAUACGUUAUCUUGCCAAGUUGACUUAUAAAAAGUUAUAUGUCAACAUGGCGAGAUAUUUUAUCUUGCCAAGCCGACUUAUAAAAAGUUAUAUGUCAACUUGGCGAGAUAUUUGGACUUUCGCCGGGCCUUGGACACUUCAUAUCUUGCCAUGUCGACAUAUAAUGUUUUAUAAGUCGACUUGGCAAGAUAAAAUAUCUCGCUAUGUUGACAUAUAACGUUUUAUAAGUCAACUUGGCAAGACACCGUAUCUCGCCAUGUCGACAUAUCACUUUGUAUAAGCCGACUUGGCGAGAUAACGUAUCUCGCCAUGUCGACAUAAUAAGGUUAUUAUGUCGACAUGGCAAGAUAAAGUAUCUCGCCAAGUCGUCGAGUCGAUGGCACUUUAAAAGGCCCUUACGGAGCCUUUAAAGUGCCAUCGACUUGACGACUUGGCUAAGUGUAAGUUUACGCGAUAUAACUCGAACACUCAAUUAACAUCAACUUAAAGUAUAUGAAACGCUGUGACUCUAGAUCAAUGUAGAAAGAAAUUGCAUAAUAAUAACAUUAGAUAGGUUAGGGGUAGAGAGGAUAUUCUCUUUUUUCCCGGUGGACGAAAAUGCUAUUGAUGAAGGGAUGAUCCUGUUUACCAUGGAGUCCAUCCUUCAUUAAAAAAAGUUUAUUAAAAUAUUAAUAUCUUCCUUGUCUCACUCUCUCUAUCAUAUUUCUCCCACUCUCUUCCUUGCUGUUAACAUCAUCUUGGACUUGGAGUUCUAUUUUAAUAGUUUAUAUAAUGCUUGCAUUACGUAAAAAAAAAGAAGGACAACAUUAUAACGUCAAUAAUUAGGAUACAAAACAUCUUGUAGCAUUCGUCAUUUUAGAUGUUGACUUAAAUGUAUAUUACUGGGAGGAGUAGGUGUAAAUAAUUAUUAUGAAUAUAUCAACGCACUGGCUGCUAAACAAAAUUUAAGAAUGUACAUACAUUUUAAAGAAGCAUUUUCAUACUUAUCUUGGAAGCUAGGUAGUCAACCGUUGUAAAACAGUUUCGUGCCACUUUGUUCAUAGAUGCCAUAUGCUAACAUCUGAUUUUACAUUCGAUUGAAGGAAAUAUAUAUGAUCUGUUGUUUUUUACUAAACAAAUUAAUCAUUUAAUAAACUCAAGAUUAAUGUAUUUGAUGAAAUCCGAUGAAUGGAAGUGAAAAUUUUCUAUGUAAACUUUUGAUUAUGGGUAAUAACUUAAUUAUCUUUUUUUUUUUUAGAGCUCAACC